CGUCAGUUCCGGGUCAGAGGUGCUGAGUUGUGAAGAUGGCGGCGCCCUGUGAGCUGUUUUGCUGGAAGGCAGGUUUGGGUUUACCGUCAGUGAACACGGACUGUCUGAUCGUGCUGGCAUAUGCUCGCUUUGCUGGAGCUCCGCUCAAAAUUCACAAGAUUUCCAACCCCUGGAGGAGCCCCACAGGUUCACUUCCAGCUCUCAGGACCAGAGAGGAAGGCAGCUGCUCCCAACCCAGUCAGAUCAUCAUCCAGUUGAGGAAACAGAAAUACAAUGCAGACUAUGAUCUGUCGGCCAAAGAGGGUGCAGACACGCUGGCCUUCAUCUCACUGUUGGAGGAGCGACUGUUACCCGCGCUGAUCUACACAUUAUGGAUCGAUCCUAAGAACUACGUGGAGGUGACACGGCACUGGUAUGCAGAGAAUAUCUGCUUCCCGCUCAACUUCUUUCUUCCGGGUCGUAUGCAGAACAGACAACUGGAGCGACUUCGCCUGAUCCGAGGAAACAGUGCACUGGAGGCGGGAGAGGAGGCAGAGAAGGAGCUUUACCGUGAUGCUCUGGAGUGCCUGAAUCUUCUCUCGCAACGCCUGGGAUCGAACAAAUUUUUCUUCGGAGAUUCGCCCUCUUCCCUGGAUGCAUACGUGUUUGGUCAUCUAGCUCCACUUAUAAAGAUUCGGCUGCCCAACUGUCAGUUGCAACAGCACUUGAAGGAUCUAGAAAACUUGAACACAUUUUGCUCUAACAUUCUGAGCCUGUACUUCCCCAGCGAGGGCAGAGAGGAUGCUGGUCGUCUGGUAUCCAGCACACAGCAGGAGAGCGACUUUGACAAUGAGCCAUACAAGAGAUGCAAGCAGCUGCUGUCAGUGCUGGUUGCUGUGGCAGCAAUGUUGAGCUACGCUUUCUUUACUGGAAUAGUUGCUAUCGAGCAUGUGCAGGAGGAGGGGCCUGGAGGCCCCGCCUCUCUCAAAGGCCCCGCCCAUGAGGAAGAAGAGGAGGGCUGAAUGAAUGAAAGUAGGGCUUACUGUUAAGUGAACUAGGAUGGUCACUUCUACAUGGAGGAGAAACAUACAGGAACCAUAUACUGAUGGAGAUUUAUGUAUUAUUCAUUCCUUAUCUUGAACUUUAAUUGCAUGAUAAUCUUUGCUCUUAUAUAUUUUUUGUUAGACUUUUUUUCACUUUGCAUUGAUCAGUACAUGUUGCAGACAUGUCUUGACUGGUAAUUUAUUUAUGGGUGUUGAUUCAUUUUUUCUACCGAAAACACAAAAGCAUAAUUGUUAACUGCUGCUUUUAAGCUACAUUAAGCUAUGCCAAGUUGUGAAAGCACUUAAAACAGUGCAGUGAACAUUAAGAUUUCUUCACUUGUCACCAACUGAGGGAUUGCCUCAACUUUCAUUGUGUGGACCAAAACAUUUAUUACAAUGGAGAGAUUUGAACCCAUUUAAUAGCUGUAUUGUCUCUAAUAAUGAGAAAUAGAGAUUGAAAUCUCUUCUGUUUUAUUGCAUCACUUGUUUUGAACAUCAGCUGAUUUUUUUUUUUUUUCUGCUGUUUCAAUGAACAUUUCAUUUGCUGCCUGCAUAAAUCAUUCUAUCAGAAACAGUCUGCUGUUAUCCUGUUAUACUGCUGUUAUCCAGAGAGAAACUCAUAAAUCUGAUGAAUCCUAUUUAGUGAAAUAGCAAAUGACCAAUAUUUAUUAAACUUGGAGUCUUAACGCUCACCCAAAAAGGAAAAUUCUUUGUCAUUUUCUCACCAUCAUGUUGUUCCAUAGCCAUAUGACUUACUUUCUUCUGUGGAGCACAACAGUGUGUAUGUGUGUAUAUAUAUAUAUAUAUAUAUAUAUAUAUAUAUAUAUAUAUAUUUUUUUUUUUUUUUCACACAGCCAUUAAUGUUUUACAUCAUGUUUCAAGACAAAACCAAUUCAUCCAUUACACUGAUAUACUGAUAUGUGUGUUUUGAUGCAUAUAAUAGUCACUCUGUUAUGUUGUUAUGGUUGAGAAUAAGAUUCAAGAAAUCUAAACUCUUCAGACUGGUCAGUCAGUUCAGUUAUCUCCUUUAGUUUCAUGUGCUGUAAAAUAUAUAUUGCUUAUGGAUUUCUAUUUUCAUAAAAGGGGUAAA
Molecule: messenger RNA, 2112 nt
Organism: Myxocyprinus asiaticus (Chinese sucker)
Lineage: Eukaryota; Metazoa; Chordata; Actinopteri; Cypriniformes; Catostomidae
Gene: mtx1a
Product: metaxin 1a
Exons: 8
Coding region: 36-1001 (321 amino acids)
Biological process (GO): mitochondrion organization
Cellular component (GO): SAM complex
Source: RefSeq, a predicted model, not a curated record